AUGAGCCUCCUCCCUUCUCAUCCCAUGGCUAUCUUAACAUAAAACUGUCUUAAAGUCAGAGUGUUUUCCAAUAAAUAGUUUGAAUAUAAGUAAGAAUGGAAUUAUAAGAAUUUCAGAACCAGAUUUUUAAGUGUGAUUAUAGGAAUAAGAAAUUAACUAUAGUUUAAAACAAAUUCAUAGUUUUCAAAAUAGAAAAAUUAAUCAGCACAUAUAAGCAAUACUCAACGUGAAUAAUUAUCCAAAUAUUUUUCAUAUUGUUCUAUAUAUCUUAUUUUAAACAACUGGAUAUUUCAUCAAAAUAAAAUAGAUAGAACUCAAAUAAAUUAAAUCUUCUUUACAAUAUCACAGAUGAGCCAUUCAAGUAAAAGUAGAAAACAAAUAGUUAAGCACAAAGGUAUGUGUGAUAAAAAGAAUCUAGGAAUAAUGGAAACGGGUAUCAUCAUACGAUCUAAAUGGACCCCAGAAGAAGAUAGAAAGUUAAUUGCUAAUAUGUCAUUAUUUGGUCAUCGAUGGCUUAUGGUGGCACAGAAGAUGGAAGAAAGAAAUGCCUCUCAAUGUUGCCAAAGGUGGAAAAGGCUGUAAUAGCACAAGGGAAUUCGCCAAAAUAAGGGCAAACGAUGGACUUAAACUGAGGAUUAAGCCUUGCUACGAAUUUUCAAAUAGAUUGGCCCUUAUUGGAAUGCAAUAGCUAAGCAAAUCCAAAACAAAACAGGCAAAUAAGUCAGAAGGAGGUACAAAAAUUUUCUUGAUCCAAAUCUUAAUCACGGACCAAUGACGGAUUAAGAGGAUGAAAAGAUAUUCUAGGAAUAUCUAAAGUAGGGAACUUAAUGGAGUAAAAUUUCUGUAAGUAUGCCAGGAAGAUCGGAAAACAUGGUUAAAAAUCGCUUCUACUCCUAUAUUAAGUAGAAAUAUUUAAAAUAACCUAACCUAUACUUUAGAAUAAAACCUUUGGAUUAAGAUGAAAGGCCACAAUACUCUAGUGAUAAUGAUCUGUCCUAAGGUAGUUAAAUCUAACCUAAUUAACAAGAAUAAAAUGAGAAUGAUCUAUAUAAUGAUUCAAAUGAGUUAAUAGGCAAUAAUUUAUCAAGCUAUUAUUGGAGUAUUGAGACAAGAUGCCCAUUACUUACAAACAUCUGA
Messenger RNA from Paramecium tetraurelia, 1137 nucleotides. RefSeq lists its product as uncharacterized. NCBI's taxonomy places the organism in Eukaryota, Ciliophora, Oligohymenophorea, Peniculida, Parameciidae. Gene Ontology annotation, cellular component: nucleus. Gene Ontology annotation, molecular function: DNA-binding transcription factor activity, RNA polymerase II-specific; RNA polymerase II cis-regulatory region sequence-specific DNA binding. Gene Ontology annotation, biological process: regulation of DNA-templated transcription. The record is from RefSeq and is a predicted model, not a curated record. The transcript has 3 exons.